Pseudoliparis swirei is the source of this 2495-nucleotide messenger RNA. It is a transcript of the gene nfia, whose product is annotated as nuclear factor I/A. Gene Ontology annotation, biological process: regulation of transcription by RNA polymerase II. Gene Ontology annotation, cellular component: nucleus. Lineage: Eukaryota; Metazoa; Chordata; Actinopteri; Perciformes; Liparidae. The transcript is spliced from 11 exons. Gene Ontology annotation, molecular function: RNA polymerase II cis-regulatory region sequence-specific DNA binding; DNA-binding transcription factor activity, RNA polymerase II-specific. The record is from RefSeq and is a predicted model, not a curated record. The coding region runs from base 210 to 1658 and encodes 482 amino acids.
UUUCCCCCUCUUCUCUUUCUCUCUCUCUCUCCCUCUCUCUCUCUUUUACACACUCCUUUUUUCUGUUCUUUCCUUUUUUCACACUUGACAUCACUGCGCACACUCGCGCGCACACGCAAACACUCACACAGGCUGGAGUUACAGUAACCCCCCCCCUCCCGCCCCCAACAUACACACAACUUCCAGAUCUAAGAUUAGAUCCGACAGAAAUGUAUUCUCCGCUAUGUUUAACACAGGAUGAAUUCCAUCCUUUCAUUGAAGCUCUGCUUCCGCACGUCCGGGCCUUCGCCUACACAUGGUUCAACCUGCAGGCCCGCAAGAGGAAGUACUUCAAGAAGCACGAGAAGCGCAUGUCCAAGGAGGAGGAGCGCGCCGUGAAGGACGAGCUGCUGGGCGAGAAGCCCGAGGUCAAGCAGAAGUGGGCGUCGCGCCUCCUCGCCAAGCUGCGCAAGGACAUCCGGCCUGAGUUCCGGGAGGACUUUGUGCUGACGGUGACGGGGAAGAAGCCGCCGUGCUGCGUGCUGUCCAACCCCGACCAGAAGGGCAAGAUGAGGCGGAUCGACUGCCUGCGCCAGGCGGACAAAGUGUGGAGGCUGGACCUGGUCAUGGUGAUUUUAUUCAAAGGGAUUCCCCUCGAAAGCACUGACGGGGAGAGGCUGGUCAAGUCUCCGCAGUGUUCCAACCCCACCCUGUGCGUGCAGCCGCAUCACAUUGGAGUUUCCGUCAAGGAGCUGGAUCUCUACCUGGCCUACUUCGUGCAAGCAGACACCGGCCAAUCAGAAAGCCCCAACCAGGCCAGCGAUUCAGAUAUCAAGGACCAGCCAGAGAACGGUCAUCUGGGUUUUCAAGACAGCUUUGUAACGCCCGGCGUCUUCACGGUGUCCGAACUAGUACGAGUCUCUCAGAUACCUAUCGCAGCCAGUACCGGUCCAAAUUUCUCCCUGGCAGACCUGGACAGCUCCUCUUACUACAGCAUGAGUCCAGGAGCCAUGAGGAGACCGCUGCCGAGCACCUCCUCCUCCAGCUCUGCCAAGAGGAUAAAGUGUAUGGAGGAGGACGUGGACAGUCCAGGAGAGGAGUCCUACUACCCCAGUCAGGGUCGAUCUCCGGGCAGCGGCAGCCAGGCCAGCAGUUGGCACGAUGUGGAGCCAGCUGGAUAUAAGCUGCGCGGCUCUCUAGCUAGCUCAUUCAUCUCCCGACAAGCGAGCCCCCACGCCCCCCCCUCCAGCCUCCACUUCUCCUCCGCCCCCAUCCUGCAGCAGCCAGGCUCCUACUUCUCCCACCCGGCCAUUAGGUAUCACCCGCAGGAGACGCUCAAGGAGUUCGUCCAGCUGGUCUGUCCUGACUCCGCCCAGCAGGCCGGACAGGUGGGCUUCCUCAACCCUAACGGUAGCUCCCAGGGAAAGGUGCACAACCCUUUCCUGCCGACGCCCAUGCUGCCUCCCCCGCCGCCUCCCCCAAUGGCCCGUCCCGUCCCGCUGCCCAUCGACGCCAAGCCGCCCUCCACCUCCACCUCCGAGGGCGGGGGCGGGGGCAACUCGCCCACCUCGCCUACUUACUCCACACCCACUUCAUCUCCGGCCCAGCGGUUCGUCAGCGUCGGACCCAGAGAUCCCGGCUUUAACAUCCCUCAGCAACCACAGUGGUACCUGGGAUAAGGACUCCAGAGGCCACGACCCCACCCCCUCAACCCACCUGUACGACAGAUCGCUGCAACCUCCUCCUUGACCCUUGACCUUUGAUGCCAGCCGCGACAGAGAGUCCUUCCUUGCCCCGCCCCUACAGCCCUCCUCGUCCUCCCCCUCUGCGCCUGACUCCACCCCCACCAGCGCCAUACUCGGCAGCAUCAGCAUGGCUACAGCGGAUCAAAACGCCCCCCAAACCCGGUGUUAAAACACCUACUCUGUAAGCCGUACGCCACAGACGUCCCUGUGGAAGUAUGUAUGUCGAUGUCCAUUUCUAGUGCCAGACCCUGCCCCCCCCCCCCCCAACCCCCCCUCUGCAAAACCCCAAGCCACAGCAAUUUUUGGGAACGCCGCGAGGCUGAAUCACAGAGCUCUGGAGAAACUACAUAUCCGCCCUCCCGUCAUCCUCCGCAGUGUGCAUCCAGAGGACUUACAACAGUACAGUGCCCUCCACCCCCCAUUCCAAACCUCCAUCCUGGUGGUUCCCGAUGGCUUUGGGUUGGUUUGGUUGGUGGAACAGGACGGGCUUGUGGGGAGAUGGGAGGUGUUACCUGGCUCAGAUACGACCAGCUAAUAGCCCCGACCCCCCUCCCCGCGGCAUGAGCCCUCACACACCUCCUGGGAUGGAUGCCCCCCCCCCAACCCCACUUGACCCGGUUGGUGGCACAUCAGGGAGGGAGAAAGUCGACAGGGCUCUUUCCAAGGACAUGGACCCGUGCUUAAUGGAAAGAGCUGACCUGAUGGGGAGGUGGUGCGGGCACAAACCAACGCCCUGCCUGUUUCACAGUCACAACAUGAACUACACAUGGA